Molecule: messenger RNA, 2007 nt
Organism: Salarias fasciatus (jewelled blenny)
Lineage: Eukaryota; Metazoa; Chordata; Actinopteri; Blenniiformes; Blenniidae
Gene: slc28a1
Product: solute carrier family 28 member 1
Exons: 18
Coding region: 1-1992 (663 amino acids)
Biological process (GO): nucleoside transmembrane transport
Cellular component (GO): plasma membrane
Molecular function (GO): nucleoside:sodium symporter activity
Source: RefSeq, a predicted model, not a curated record
AUGCAUAAACAAAAUGAGUUUGACAUCAAAUUGGAAGAAAACAAUGUACAGCUCAAAAGUGUCAUCGGUGCCAAUGGACACGGUGUGGACAACCAGGGUUUUGAAUUAGAGGAGGACAAUAUUACUGAUAGUGGCAGCACCGAAAAUAUAAAGGAGAAGAAGAAAAAGGGACUGGGAUCAUACUUGAGCAAAGUUGCUCAGCCGAUAAAUGCAACAGAAAACUACAUCAAAGAUCACUCGAGGAUAUUCAAAGCCAUUGUCUUGGGCGUCCUCGGAGCCGGUUACGUGGCGUACUUUAUUGCAGCCUGUGUUUUGGAUUUCCAGAGAGCCAUCGCUCUCGUCGUCUUAACCAGCUUGGCUGUUGCCGCCAAAUCCUAUGAACUUGUGAAGAAGUACCAAGGAAAAAACAUCAGCCGGUGUUUCAAGCCUGUCGUCAAAAUCUUCAAAGCCAACUUGAGAUGGCUGAAAUGGGUUUUCAUUUUGGUGGUUCUGGUUCUGCUUGUGGUGUGGCUCGUUUUAGACACAAGCCAGCGUCCCGAGCAGCUUAUCUCUUUUGGCGGCGUGUGCAUGUAUGUCGUGCUGGUCUUCCUCCUCUCCGCGCACAGGACAAUGGUGUCAUGGAGGCCUGUGUUUUGGGGGCUGGGGCUGCAGUUCUGUAUCGGCCUGUUUGUCAUACGGACAGAACCUGGAUUUAUUGCUUUCGAGUGGCUUGGAACACAAGUACAGACCUUCCUGGAUUAUACAAAAGCAGGCUCAAGCUUUGUUUUCGGGCCCGAUCUGAUUCAAAGUGUUUUUGCCUUUCAAGCUUUGCCCAUUGUUGUGUUCUUCAGUAGCGUGAUGUCGAUCCUCUACUUUUUGGGCGUAAUGCAGUGGGUCAUUACGAAGAUCUCAUGGGUUAUGCAGAUAACGUUGGGAACAUCUGCAACGGAGACCUUGAGCGUGGCAGGCAAUAUAUUUGUUGGGCAGACUGAAGCGCCACUGCUGAUCCGCCCCUAUUUGAAGGACAUGACCAAAUCCGAGAUCCACGCCGUUAUGACUGCCGGGUUUGCCACGAUCGCAGGCAGUGUCAUGGGGGCAUUCAUCUCAUUUGGGAUUGAUGCAUCUUCCUUGAUAUCUGCCUCUGUCAUGGCUGCUCCCUGUGCUCUGGCCAUCUCGAAGCUGUCCUACCCAGAGACAGAGAAGAGCGUCUUCACGUCAAACAAGAGUAUCGAAAUGGCUUGUGGUGAUGAGCAGAACAUCUUGGAGGCUGCCAGCAGUGGAGCGUCUGCCUCAAUCGGUCUGGUUGCAAACAUCGCAGCGAACCUGGUAGCUUUCAUUGCUAUUCUUGCAUUUAUAAACCAGGCUUUGAGCUGGUUUGGAGGCAUGGUGGGAUAUCCUGAAGUCACAUUUGAGCUCAUCUGCUCAUACCUGUUCAUGCCUCUGGCCUUCAUGAUGGGAAUCCCAUACGACGAGAGUUUCACCGUGGCUGAACUUAUUGGCACAAAACUCUUCCUCAACGAGUUUGUGGCUUAUGAGAAAUUAUCUGCACUGAAGACGAGCAGACUCAGUGGUAUCGAUGAAGUCAUCGGAGGGGAGAGACAGUGGAUUUCUAUCCGAUCAGAAAUAAUCACCACUUAUGCUCUGUGCGGGUUUGCUAAUUUCAGCUCUCUGGGGAUUAUGAUUGGAGGCCUGUCAUCCAUCUGCCCAUCAAGAAGAGGCGACGUCUCAGCUUUGGUUAUGAGAGCCAUGCUCACCGGCACAUGCGUAUCGCUCGUCAACGCCUGCAUCGCAGGACUCCUCUUUGUUCCCCCGGUUGACUGUUUGAGGCUGUUUCAGGAAUCAGCUUUUAACAGCACAAUUCCAAACAUCCAAAGCUGUUGUGAGGAUCUCUUCCGAAGCACUGUCAACAACGGUACCAUCUCAUUUGAAGGAUCGUGGAGCACAGUUGUCAAUGCAACAGCAUUUCUUACAGAGUGUUGUAAGUGUUGUGGUCUUUCUGAGGCGGUCUGCUAAAGGGGAACAACAUAC